AUGUUGUCGAAUCAAGAUCUCAGUCUGGUUUUAAUCGUUCUACUGACCAUUACUGCGGUUGGUCAGGCCGCGCCUUCCACUUCAAGGGUGGUCAAUGGUACGGACUCCAGUGUGCUGAAGUAUCCUUUCGUGGUAUCCCUACGCAGCUAUGAUGGAUCGCAUUCCUGCGGAGGAUCCAUUAUUUCCCAACAUUUUGUGAUGACCGCCGCUCAUUGCACCAAUGGACGUCCUGCGGAUACCCUCUCGAUUCAGUUUGGAGUGACCAAUAUAAGUGCCAAGGGUCCGAAUGUGGUGGGCAUUAAGAAGAUCAUCCAGCACGAGGACUUCGAUCCCACUCGCCAAAAUGCCAAUGACAUCUCGCUGCUGAUGGUGCAGGAACCUUUUGAGUUCGAUGGCGUCUCUGUGGCUCCUGUGGAGCUGCCAGCUCUGGCUUUCGCUGUGCCUCAAUCAGAUGCCGGAGUUGAGGGAGUGCUCAUCGGUUGGGGUCUCAAUGAUACCUAUGGAAGCGUGCAGAGCACCCUGCAGGAGGUUUCGCUGAAGAUCUACUCGGAUGAGGAGUGCACCGCCCGACACAAUGGCCAAACUGAUCCCAGAUAUCACAUUUGCGGCGGAGUAGACGAGGGUGGAAAAGGUCAGUGCAGCGGAGAUUCGGGUGGACCCCUCAUCUACAAUGGCCAGCAGGUGGGCAUCGUGUCCUGGAGCGUGAAACCCUGCACCUUGGCUCCCUAUCCGGGUGUCUACUGUAAGGUUAGCGAGUACGUUGACUGGAUCAAACACAACCAAAUCUUAUAG
This is a messenger RNA of Drosophila teissieri, 792 nucleotides long. Its product is annotated as chymotrypsin-2. The coding region runs from base 1 to 792 and encodes 263 amino acids. The record is from RefSeq and is a predicted model, not a curated record. NCBI's taxonomy places the organism in Eukaryota, Metazoa, Arthropoda, Insecta, Diptera, Drosophilidae. The transcript has 3 exons. Gene Ontology annotation, biological process: proteolysis. Gene Ontology annotation, molecular function: serine-type endopeptidase activity.